This is a messenger RNA of Sphaerodactylus townsendi, 3594 nucleotides long. It is a transcript of the gene NOS3, whose product is annotated as nitric oxide synthase 3. NCBI's taxonomy places the organism in Eukaryota, Metazoa, Chordata, Lepidosauria, Squamata, Sphaerodactylidae. Gene Ontology annotation, molecular function: nitric-oxide synthase activity; FMN binding; flavin adenine dinucleotide binding. Gene Ontology annotation, biological process: nitric oxide biosynthetic process. The record is from RefSeq and is a predicted model, not a curated record. The transcript has 26 exons. The coding region runs from base 58 to 3537 and encodes 1159 amino acids.
GCGGUGAGGAGGGCAGCCGGAGCCCCCCUCGCUCGCCCGCUCGCCCGCCCGCCCGCCAUGGGGAACGCGGCCGGCUCCCUGCGCCUCUGCUCGCGGGGCUCGGGCCCGGACGAGAGCGCCCCGGACGCCAGCGCCACAGAUGGCUGCCCCAUUGAGCCCCCCAAAUACUCCCGGAUCAAGAACUGGGUGACAGGCUGCGUCACCUACGACACCCUCAGUGCUCAAAGCACACCGGCCACUCAAUGCAGUGAGAAGCGCUGCCUGUGCAGCCUCAUGUUACCAAAGGGGAUGAUCCGCGGGGCUGCAGAGAGUGCCAGGCCCAAGGAAGAGCUGCUGCCGCAGGCCAGGGACUUCCUCAACCAGUACUACGGCUCCAUCAAACGCUUGGAGUCCAAGGCCCACGUCCAGCGGCUGCAGGAGGUGGAGAAGGCGAUCACAGAGACGGGCACCUACCAGCUGCUGGAGGCAGAGCUCAUUUUCGGGGCCAAGCAUGCCUGGCGCAACGCGGCCCGCUGUGUGGGCCGAAUCCAGUGGAGCAAGUUGCAGCUGUUUGAUGCACGAGACUGCACAAGUGCCCAGGAUAUGUUCACGUCUUUAUGUACGCACAUCCAUUAUGCAACCAACCGUGGCAACCUCCGGUCGACCAUCACCAUCUUCCCACAGCGGACUGCGGGCCGUGGCGACUUCCGGAUCUGGAACAGCCAGUUGAUUCGCUAUGCGGGCUACCCACAGCCGGAUGGCUCGGUGCUGGGUGACCCGGCCAAUGUGGGCCUCACAGAGCUCUGUCUCCAGUAUGGCUGGACACCCCCCCGCACCCGCUUCGACGUCCUCCCGCUGCUCCUGCAAGCCCCCGACGAAGACCCUGAGCUCUUUCCUCUGCCCCCCGAACUGGUGCUGGAGGUCCCGAUCAGCCACCCCUCGCUGGAGUGGUUCGAGAAGCUGGGGCUCCGCUGGUACGCGCUGCCGGCCGUCUCCAACAUGCUGCUGGAAGUGGGGGGGCUGGAGUUCCCGGCAGCCCCCUUCAACGGCUGGUACAUGAGCAGUGAGAUCGGCAUGAGGAACUUCUGCGACCCCCAACGCUACAACAUCCUGCAGGAGGUGGCGCAGCGUCUGGGGCUGGACACGCGGACAACCUUAUCCCUCUGGAAGGACAAGGCUGCUGUGGAAAUAAAUUUGGCUGUACUGCACAGUUUCCAGCUGGCCAAGGUGACCAUUGUGGACCACCACGCCGCAACCGAGUCCUUCAUGAAGCACCUGGAGAACGAGCAGCGCAUGCGAGGGGGGUGCCCGGCCGAUUGGAUCUGGCUGGUGCCCCCCAUCUCUGGCAGCCUCACGCCUGUCUUCCACCAAGAGAUGGUGAAUUACCAACUGUCCCCUGGCUUCUGGUACCAGCCAGACGCUUGGAGAGUCUACGUCCCCAAAGGAACCACCAUCACCCGCAAGAAGACCUUCAAGGAGAUAGCCAAUGCGGUCAAGAUCACAGCUAAGCUGAUGGGUGACGUGAUGGCCCGCCGUGUCAAGGCCACCAUCCUGUAUGCCACAGAGACGGGCAAAUCCCGCGCCUACGCCCAGAGCCUGGAGCAGCUCUUCAAGUUUGCUUUUGAUCCCAAGGUGCUGUGCAUGGAGGAAUAUGAUGUGGUUUCCCUGGAGCAUGAGACACUCGUCCUCGUGGUGACCAGCACCUUUGGAAACGGGGACCCCCCAGAGAACGGAGAGAACUUUGCCAAAGCCUUGAUGGAGAUGACCUGUCCCUUUCUGGGCAGCCCCGAGCCAGAGCAGUUCAAGAGCUACAAGAUGCGCUUCAACAGCAUCUCUCAGACUGACCAGUUGGUGGCUGCUUGGCGGAGGAAGCGCAGAAAGUCCAGCAACACAGACAGUGCGGGGUCCCUGGGCACCCUUCGGUUCUCCGUCUUUGGACUUGGCUCUCGUGCCUACCCACACUUCUGUGCCUUUGCCCACGCCGUGGACACCCGCCUGGAGGAGCUGGGGGGCGAGCGGAUCCUGCCCAUGGGCGAGGGGGACGAGCUCUGUGCCCAGGAGGAAUCCUUCCGCACCUGGGCCAAGAACGUCUUCAAGGCUGCCUGCGAGACCUUUUGUGCCGGGGACAACGCUGAGGCGGCCGCCAAGGAGGUCUUCACCACCCGCUGCAGCUGGAUUCGCAGCCAGUACCGCUUGUCUGUCCACGCAAGCCCCCCAGACCUGCUUUCAGGUUUGUCACACGUCCACAAGCGCAAAGUGGUUCCAUGUCGGCUGCUGUCCGUCCGGAAUCUGCAGAGCCCGGAAUCCAGCCGAUCCACCAUUCUUGUCAAGUUGCUCACGGGGGACCAGCCGGAGCUGCAGUACCAGCCGGGCGACCACGUGGGCAUCUUCCCUGCCAAUCGCACGGAGCUGGUCGAGGGGCUCUUGGAGCGCGUUGAGGAUCCGCCCCCUGCCAGAGAAACUAUUGCCGUGGAGACCUUGGAGGUGGAAUCCGACGGUCCAAGGCGCUCAUGGGUCCCCGAAGGCCGCUUGCCCCCCUGCACGCUGCAGCAGGCGCUCACCUUCUUCCUGGACAUCACGACCCCGCCCAGCCCCCAGCUGCUGCAGAUUCUAGCCACCCUGGCCGAAGACCCUCCCGAGCGGAAGCAGCUGCAGCAGCUCAGCCAGGAUUCCCGUCUCUACGAGGAGUGGAAAUGGUUCCGAUGCCCCACAAUGGUGGAGCUGCUGGAGGACUUCCCCUCGGUCGCCCUGCCGGCUUCGCUGCUCCUGACCCAGCUGCCUCUGCUACAGCCGCGCUAUUACUCCAUCAGCUCUGCGCCGGCUGCCCACCCAGGGCAGAUCCACCUCACGGUCGCAGUGCUCAACUACCGCAGCAAAGAUGGGAAGGGUCCCCUGCACCAUGGAGUCUGCUCUACGUGGCUUUCACAGCUGGCACCUUGGGAGAUAGUGCCAACCUUUGUCCGUGGGGCUCCCAACUUCCGCCUGCCCGAAGACCCGUCGGCCCCCUGCAUAUUGGUGGGGCCUGGCACAGGCAUCGCCCCCUUCCGAAGCUUCUGGCAGCACCAGCUGUACAUCUUGGAGUCUCAAGGCGUCCUGCUGAGCGAGAUGACUGUGGUGUUUGGCUGCCGCUGCUCCCACCAUGACCAGAUCUACAAGGAAGAGCUCCAGGAGGCGCAGCAGAAGGGGGCCAUCAGCCGAGUCCUCACGGCCUUCUCCCGAGAUCCAGAUCACCCCAAGACCUAUGUACAGGAUUUGCUGAGGACGCAGCUGGCAGGUGAGGUCUGGGAGGUGCUCUGCCAGCGAGGCGGCCACAUGUACAUCUGUGGCGACGUCACCAUGGCCACGGGGGUCCUGCAAACUGUCCAGCAGAUCUUGGCCCAGAAAGGAAACAUGACGCUGAUCGAGGCUGGCGACAACAUCAGUGAGCUCCGGGACCACAACCACUACCACGAGGACAUCUUUGGCUUGACGUUCCGCACCCAGGAGGUGGCCUCACGUAUUCGCAGCCAGUCCUUCUCUAAGCAGGUGCAGAAAUUGGGGCAAGGCCCUGAUCCAUAGCUUCUUCUCUUCCCACUCUCCCUGCGCCUCAAUAAAGCCUUUUGCAUUUCAGCAGAA